AUGAGAAACCCACGAUUUGCACUUUUUACAUUAUUUUUUUGCAUUUUCGGCACAAGCAUAUUAUUAGUAGCGUCGCAGCGAUCCGCUCCGGAUGAUAACGACAAAAUUGAGGAUUAUCACUCAUACGGUGAGCCUGACGAUAUUGAUGACGACGAUUUUGAUGAUGAUGACUUUGACAUGUUCAGUUCUUUUUUCACUGAUAUUAUCUUUAACCGUAACCAUACCACCCUUACCCUUACCUUUCUAAGCACAUCGCAAGAUACCGCUUCUUCGUUUGCCAUAAAUAUCCUCACACAAUUAAUGCGAGAUGGUCACAUAACUGAUGCAGUGCUACCUUGGAACACUGGCAGACCACUUCUACUCAGAAUUAAUCAGACAACUACAGGAUAA
Messenger RNA from Brugia malayi, 390 nucleotides. RefSeq lists its product as uncharacterized. NCBI's taxonomy places the organism in Eukaryota, Metazoa, Nematoda, Chromadorea, Rhabditida, Onchocercidae. The coding region runs from base 1 to 390 and encodes 129 amino acids. The transcript has 3 exons. The record is from RefSeq and is a predicted model, not a curated record.